Messenger RNA from Ipomoea triloba (trilobed morning glory), 843 nucleotides. RefSeq lists its product as uncharacterized. The record is from RefSeq and is a predicted model, not a curated record. The coding region runs from base 139 to 624 and encodes 161 amino acids. NCBI's taxonomy places the organism in Eukaryota, Viridiplantae, Streptophyta, Magnoliopsida, Solanales, Convolvulaceae. The transcript is spliced from 3 exons.
UGCACUCCUAUCUCAUCGUCUUAUUUCCGUUUCUUCAUUGCUUCUUCUCUCAUCUUUCUUCUUCUCCUCCUCCUUUUUCAGCUCAGAUAUACAUACAUACAUACGUACACAUAAACAACAGAAAAAGUAAAAACAAUAAUGGGGAAUUGCCAGGCGGUAGACGCUGCAGCGCUGGUUAUACAGCAUCCGAGUGGGAGACUGGAAAGGAUGUAUUGGCCGGUGACGGCGAGUGAGGUGAUGAAACUGAACCCAGGGCACUACGUUUCUCUCAUUAUACCGCUCCCGAUCGCCGGCGAAGAGAGUUCCGGCGAAAGGGCGGUGCGGUUUACACGCGUCAAGCUUCUCCGCCCCACUGAUACCUUAGUUCUCGGCAGAGCUUACCGGCUGGUCACCAAUCAAGAGGUGAUGAAGGUUCUGAGAGCCAAAAAGAACGCGAAGAUGAAGAAGAAGGUUUGUGAGAAUCUGCAGGGGGGUUCAGAGAAGCUGCAGGGUUUGAAAGAUGGAAACUCAGAGCCUGAGAAGAACAAUCAGGAUACAAGACAUCGGCAGAGAUCUGGGCAGCCAAUUGCAAGGACUAAAUCGUGGCGGCCAUCAUUGCAGAGCAUUUUAGAAUCUGUAAGCUGAUCAAGAACAGGUGCAGCUUGAGAUCCGGGUGAUGUUUGAGUAAUAAUGCAUCUGUAUAGUUCGAAAAGAAGAAAUCAUAGCAGUUAAGAAACAAGUUGGGUUCCACAGUUUUCCUGAUUCUAGUUUGGGCAGAAAAUCAGAAAUGUACUUACAAAAUGAAGAUCAGUGUUGAUAGUUGAUACAUAAAUGCAAUCAAGAAGUGAUCAUUGCUAUGUUGGA